ACUGCUCAGGAAGAGGAUUUAGACAUCGUAUCUCUUUUAAUUUAGGCUCGUUAUAUUAUUUAUGUUGUCACCUAGCGGCCGCUUCAAGCUACUACACUAGCAAUUCUGUAUCCGGGUCAGCUGACAGUAAUGGCGGCCACCGUGAAGACAGCAACCGGCAUGAAUAUGUUGCAAUUUAUGAAACUUAUCGGACAGCUCAAAAGGAUCCCGCGCACCGGCUGGGUUUACAGGAACGUGAAGGAACCCGAGAGUGUGUCAGACCACAUGUACCGCAUGGCCAUAAUGUCUCUGACCAUAACUGACCCCACGGUGGACAAGGACAGAUGUAUAAAGCUGGCUCUGGUUCAUGACAUGGCAGAGUGCAUUGUGGGAGACAUCGCACCAUCAGACAACAUCAGUAAAGCAGAGAAACACAGGCGAGAAGAGGAAGCGAUGAGCCAUCUAAGGGGUCUCCUGCCAGAGGGACUCAAACAGGAGAUAUAUGGACUGUGGGAGGAGUAUGAGACCCAGAGCAGCCCAGAAGCCAGGUUGGUGAAACAGUUUGACCUCCUGGAGAUGGUCCUGCAGGCGCAUGAGUACGAGGAGCUGGAGGGGACACCGGGAAGACUCCAGGAGUUCUUUGACUCCACUGAUGGUCGUUUCCACCACCCAGACGUGCUCCAGCUCGUCAGCUCUUUGAAUGAAGAGAGAGGGUGUCACCUGACGAUUACGGAUAACAAAAAGAAUUCUGGGAACUCGCAGACGGCUGGUGCUGAAGCUUCACAGCCCUGUACGACUUCACAGGCCGCUUCCUGACUGACACAAACUCCUAUUCAGCGGAGGAACAGAGACACUGGACUGUAAAAUAAAAUUUGUGUACAAGGAUGCACAAACACGUCACAGGAUCAUGCAAGGUGACCAAGUGUGGGAAAACUGCAUCAGCUGUCCUCUGCAUCUCAUCUCUGAGGCAGUUGGUGCAGUAGAACUGAGGAUGGCGGCACAUGGAUGUUUUCUAUGUGUGUACGGCUUUUUUGGCCCAUUAUCUUUUACGUUUUACCUCAGUGUAUGCACGUACAGUAUAAAUAUGUAUACAAAAUACAUAUACAAAUACAACUACCGAUGCAAAAACUAGCUAAUACAAAAAUGCAAUUUGUUGACUGAUAUUUAAAGGCCAAUUGAAAUGGAUUGGGUAUGUAUAUUAGAUAUUCACACGUUGUUUUAAAUUGGUAAUAACUGCAUACUCAGGAAUCAGUGGAUGGAGGUUAUUUUGCAUUCAGCUGCACGUUAGAGAGCCUACUUCGACAUUCAGUUGCACGUUACAUAUUCCACAUUUUUUGUUUGGUUGUUUUAUCACAGUUUGAAUAGAUUCAGUCACAGUUUUCAGCGUUCAUCGUAAAAACAGUCAUCUGUGAAAUUUAGUUUGGUUUAUACGAUUUUUAAUAGCGAUACCUCAUCCGUGACAACACCAUACACAUUAAUAUACGUUAAACACAAUGUUAAGUCUGUGUGUCUUUGGUGUUGUGUUAUAAAGGGUUUUUAAAAAGGUUUUUAACUGAUGCUGAGGUCAAUUUGAUUUCAACCCAACACGAAACAUGAAUAUGAAAUAUAUACUCAAAUUCAUUUCAAGAACAUGAGUUCCCUCAGUUAUCUGGUAGAAGGACAGAGCUGACAGCCUUUUCCUGUGACAGGAGAUCCUGCAGUACUUGAUUUAUAGUGUGAAUCUUAAUAAAUACAUUUCACGGACAGACUUAUCUAAACAUAAAAUGGAGGCAUCUUGUCAAACCACAGCACAGAAAAUAUCAUGACAUGAAUGACUAUGAAUAUGAGAAAAAUGACACAAAAAACAUAUAUGCUGAAAACAAUGUUACUUUGAAGGCAGAUUCAUGCAGCGGCCGUCAUCUUAAAGGGUUAAAAAGAAAAUGUUUUCAAUUCUUUGUGGCACCAGUCUUCUCACAAACAAGCUGUAAAAAGUUCAUACUUUGUUCCAUCAUUAAGCAGGUUAGUUCUGCCAAAGGAAUUUAAAAAUCAGAUCUGUAAGUGACAGCACGUUUUGGAUUGGAUUUUAGGGUCACGUUGUGGUAAAAGACUGUAUGACAGAAAAGCUGCGGCUACAGUACGAUGCUGUUAUAUUAAUAUUAUGUAUUAUUUCUCAUUUCGCUAUUUUUCUCAUCUCAAAAUAGUCGUGAAGUUAUUAGGACAGAUGAUGUAGAUAAACAUUAAACCUCUGUGUCAUCUGGAUCUCUACAAACCUUUUACCUUCAGCACGUUUCAGGUAAACUGUACAGCUGUUGUGUUUUUAAACCUCCAGCGUCAGGCUUAAAGUUCUUAAGAUUAAUUUGAGUCUGUAUGAUUUCCUUUUUCUAAACAGUCAAGAGAAAAAUAAAAUAUUCUCCAUCAUUAUUUUUCCACGUGGAAAGUGCACUGCACGGGGCAAACCUA
Scatophagus argus is the source of this 2418-nucleotide messenger RNA. RefSeq names its product HD domain containing 2 (gene hddc2). NCBI's taxonomy places the organism in Eukaryota, Metazoa, Chordata, Actinopteri, Scatophagidae. Bases 130 to 795 code for a protein of 221 amino acids. The record is from RefSeq and is a predicted model, not a curated record. The transcript has 6 exons. Gene Ontology annotation, molecular function: 5'-deoxynucleotidase activity. Gene Ontology annotation, cellular component: cytoplasm.